Molecule: messenger RNA, 690 nt
Organism: Capronia epimyces CBS 606.96
Lineage: Eukaryota; Fungi; Ascomycota; Eurotiomycetes; Chaetothyriales; Herpotrichiellaceae
Exons: 1
Coding region: 1-690 (229 amino acids)
Molecular function (GO): oxidoreductase activity
Source: RefSeq, a predicted model, not a curated record
AUGGAGGGCACGUAUCAACAGUACAUUGCAGUUCCGGCCAUCUACGCAACCCGGAUUCCUGCCAACGUGGACCUGUUCCAUGCCGCUCCGCUCAUGUGCUCGGGCACCACCGCCUAUGCCGCCUUGCAGAAGAGCGAUCUCCGCGCCGGAGAAUGGGCGGUCAUCUUGGGCGCCGGCGGAGGGUUGGGCCACUUUGCCGUCCAGAUUGCCCGGGCCAUGGGCGCUCGUGUCAUCGCCGUGGAUUCCGGGGCGGCCAAAAAGGAGCUGUGCACGUCGCUAAGGGUUUCCGAGUUUAUUGAUAUUACGUCGGGCACAGAUCCGGUUCAGCGGACCAUGGAGCUCACGGGCGGAGGAGCUCAUGCAGUUAUUGUAGCCUCUGCCCAUCCGUCUAGCUAUGCGUCAGCACCGCAGUUUCUACGGGUCGGAGGAACGGUCGUCUGCGUCGCCAUGCCUCCAACCAGCAAAGCGAGCGUGGGCGGCGAUCCGAAUGACCUGAUAGCCAAGAACAUCUCCAUCCAGGCCACUAUGGUGGGGACACUGGGCGAGGCUGCUGCGGUGCUGGACCUGUGUGCCCAAGGCCUGGUUACUCCCGUCAUUACCAAGUUCCCACUGGAGCAGGUGUCGCGUGCAAUCCAGCUUCUGAAGGAAGGGAACGUCGUCGGUAGAGCCGUCGUCGACUUGUGGUCAUAG